AUGUCUGAUCACAAUACCUACCUCGCCUGUAAUGGACAAACCAGGUACAUUCUCUGGUGGCUCUGUCACACGUCCAAUGCUAUCCUGCAAUCUAUGCCACAAGGCCAAAACAACGAUUCCGAAGUCGUUGUAAAUACCACUGGCCAAGUCACAAGUAAGGAGCUUGUCAGCAUGGCGAGGAUGGUGGCAUCACGACUGUCACAACAACAAAUUCCCUCAACAAUAUUCCGACUGUUUCAAUCGGUCAUAUCUGCUAGAUCUUCAUCGCACGCAGCGUAUGUGGAGAUGGCAUCAAACUACGAAAAUGAGGAUAUGGAAGAAAGCAACAGAACUCACAAGCAUUUCAUCGAUCGCCUGCUUGAGGCAUUCGAAGUUCUUGGAGGUUCUGAAUGGAUCUCCAGCACAGAGAAUGGGACGGUCGAGCCACAAUCGUACGAAGAGAUCGAGGAAGUCGUCUUCUCCAACGCGUUCUCAGCCUUGAAGAUUCAUCACUGUACUGACGAUCUGAGUGAUGAUGAGACUGGCUCUGAGACGUCACCUACUGCAAAGCAUCCUCGAAAGACCCGAAAGACCAAACGCAAACAGCAAUCGAGACAGAAGAAGAAUGGACUCCCAAGAACAGCAAAUCACCCAGACACUCUGGAUGUGCCAUUGGAGAAUUUCUGCAUUGUUGAUGGUCCCGAAGGCGAUUCUGCCGAUUACAGGAUGGCUUUAGAAUCAGUGUUCGUCGAGUGGUGGAAGUUGCGCCAGCAUAUUCAACUGAUCUGGCUCAAUGUUGCCUACGAAGGUGCCAACAUUGCAGUUGCGGGUGCGCUGUCUGAGAUGGCAAUCGCAAUGGUCAAGAAAACCGCACUAGCAGUGUUUCUCGAGUUUCCAGCAGGUUUUGACACUUGGAGAGCAAUGACUCGUGAAGUUCAAGGUGGAGACCAUGAGCAUGAGAGCUCGUUUGAUCUCGGAUACAGAGAGGCUUCUGCCUUGCACACCUACCAGGAUCUUCUGGACUUCUUGAUCGACUACCAGAAGAAUCGAACCGGCAGACCGACAAAGCGUAUGCAAGCAAAGCUUUCAGGUUGGGAUCCUUGCUUCAAUUUGCAAGAGGCCAGCAUGCAGGAAAGAAUAGCAUGGCGUCGCUCGUACACUAUCAACUGGCUCUACGAUCUAGUCAAUGUGUUCUCGCAUAUCGUGCUUCAAGAAAACAAUAUCUCCGACGAGUGCCGAGCAUACGAGACGAUCGAAUGGUCCGUGAAGACUCCAUAUCACAGGCCGCGCAAAUUAUAUGGGAUGGAAUGUUUUGCGGAACUGAUCACUACUCUGGCGAUGCAGAAACCGGGAUCUGACGUUCAGUCCAAGAUUCUUUCCCAUCACGUCUUCCAACUACAGUGUAUGGUAGACUCUUUUACAACAUCGCACGGCUGGGCCCCUGGCUUACGAAAGGAUCAUGGAAAUUACACAAAACCUUUCCCAGGAAAGAGUCCGUCAAUGGAUUGCUUGAAGCUGUUCCUCGGCACACAUGAUAGCGAAUUCCUCUCAGGCGUCGGAGCUCUUUCAGAUCGCCUCAAAGAUUACCAAAGACUUUCUGACGACAGAAGUGUACCCUUCCGCAUUACUCAGAUCCUACUUGAUCGCUUCAAAGUCCAAACGGGAGAUUGGUUGGGCAAUUCGGAGCGCGUCUUCACAAGCGAGGUGCCAUCGCGGUUCUCUAGUGUCGCUCGAAAUGGACUGUGGGACUACAGUCCGUUCCUAUCUGGUGUCGGCUUGGUGGAAGCACUCGAAAUUUCAUAUCGCUUGACCAUGCUUGCCUGGGACACGAUUCCCGAAUUGCUUUCACUCCUUCGUCUACAGUACCUCCUGCUUCAAAAAGGCUACAUGCGACGAUCCGACGAACUGGUAUCUUUUCUGAUACACAAUGCGGCCUCCUCGUCUGAAGUCAAGAAAUCCAAAUCCUCGUCCCUGGCGAGCGUUGAAGAAUCGAGGCGUCGGUCCUCUAGAGUUGCAAAGUAUACGCAGCACGAUACGGAGACGGCGAUCGGAGCGGCCCAGGAUAUGCAGCACGUUCUGAGCGUAGAUGGCAACAUAAUAUUCCGACGCAAGUCUCACCUGCUGGUCUACCGCGAGUCUGGCUGGGACACAGCAAGAGUCGUGCAGAGCAAGGACUCAGCGGAGUCAGUACUCAGCUCGUUUUCUACAGUCUGGGCUAGGGACAAGAGCAACAAUGAUUCGGAAGGAGACCCUUUUCUGCGUCUAUACCGAGAAAACGCCAGCAGAUUCAACAGUGUGUUCGCAAGCGGAUCAUCUUCUAGCACUCUCGAUACCAGCGAGAUCACCGCAAGUUCGCAGAGACUUGGCCACAGCGAGUACGGUCCAGGAGGCCUCAGGCAGCUGGUCCUUGCCGAGUGGGACAUUGUCAACGACAUAUGCGACAAGAUUCCACUCUCGGGGCUAGACUACAUGUGGAUCACGAUGAAGAUUAUGGACAUCUUCGAAGCAGUGGAAAAAUCAUUGGAGUCGAUGAGCGUUGAGAAGUUCUUGUAUUGGGGUCGUCGUGAUCACAGAUGGAUAAGCCGCAUUGGUUACGAGAAGAUCUGGCCCAACAGAUCCGAGGCUGUGGAAGAAGAGGAACUGGUCGAAGAGAAGGAAAGUCAUCUCAAGAUAGAAGAAGAUAAGACCGAGAAAGUCAAACAAGAAAGCAAUGCAUAA
Molecule: messenger RNA, 2697 nt
Organism: Aureobasidium vineae
Lineage: Eukaryota; Fungi; Ascomycota; Dothideomycetes; Dothideales; Saccotheciaceae
Source: the annotation of a GenBank genome assembly